CAGUGAAAGUGCUGGCUGGCAGAUUCUCCUUGUGUGAACCCUUACUCUGCGCAGUGAGAGUUUGCCGCUUUGCUUCCGUCCUGUCCCACACUGACUCAGCUGUGAAGCCAGCCGCCCAGCCACUGGAGCAGCAUUUUCCACAUGAGUUCAUUUGGAGGUUUUCAAGAGGCUUCAUAACUGUAGCUGCCUUAUUUGGGACUUCAGCCUCCAUAUUUUAUUCUACACAUCUCCAAAGCAUAGCUGAGCUGAAGGACAUUCCUGUAUCAAAGUGAGCCAGGGCUGGAUCCUGCAACACCAUUUGCCUCGGACAAAGCCAGCUGCCAUGGAAGUCCGGUGGAUUGGGGUUGAACCCUCCAAGCUGGGCUCUCCAUAUGCAGCCUUCACAUUGCUGCUUGGUGUUUGGUCUGCUCAGGGCCUGGAAAUGUCAGUAGGGAAAGUUCCCUUCUUGGAAGCAGUGAACGGCAGCACAGUCAUGUUGCCUUGCACGUAUGCCAGCUGUAUUGGCAUCAAAGACCUCUACUUUAACUGGCAAUACAACGAUAACGGCACAAUGCAAAAGGUGUGCGAUGCUGUGAUACCAACAGAGGCCGUGGAACCAAAUGUAAAUAUAUUUAAAGACAGAGUGGAGUUUAUAGGAAAGAAUCAUAAGAAUAACAUCUCCAUCUUGAUAUGGAAUAUAACCUUCGAGGACGGAGGCCUGUACACGUGUUUUGGGCGUAAUCCAAAAGAGAAGAACAAAAAUCACAGUGCGGUCUUCCACCUUAUUGUGGUGGAUGAGUUGAGGGUGGUGGACAACACGCUGACCAUCAUUAUAGCCUCGGCUGUAGGUGGAACCAUCGCGUUCUUGAUGGCCUUCAUGUUACUCAAGAACCUUACUCUGUUUGUUCUUGCCAAACUUGAGGAGAAAAAUAAGGAGUGCCUUGUAUCUUCAUCAGGGAUCGACAACACUGAGAACGGCCUCUCAGGAUCCAAACCUGAUUCUAAACCAACGCCAAAAAAGAAAUGAGGCGGGGCUUGUAAAACAACCAGAGUACUCAGACUUAGGUCAUAUUUGCAGACUAAAGGGAAAUGUGUUGACAGGUCAUUACGUCUCAUUUAAGAACUCUGGCUAUGAAAUUUGAAAGGGAAAAUAUACAUUUGCACACAAUAAUGCCAAAUGUGCUCUAAGUGAUAACAGUGGAAAUGAUAUACAACUUAAGAUUGUGCAAAUAUUGAAUGUAACAUAUUUAUUUAAAAUGUCCACAUCAUUUGUACACAUUCAUGUUGUUCGCAGCUUAAGUUAUAAUUUUGGGCUACCACAGAUAAUUCAGUCAAACUUAUUCAGGUGGUUUACCAAAACAUAAGCAACUAAACAUUGCAGCAAGUGAUUCUAGUAUAUGAGAUAAGAUAUUGAUUCAUAUAGAAGGUGUAAAAUCAGGUCUAACAGACCUAUUUCAUGACAAAAAUUAUAAACUGAAAUAAGACAGAAACUGGUGUAUUAAGGCCCCCUUCACACUGAAUUAGGAGCACUCUAAGGUCUUUAUAAUCUCAAACAAUUUGAAAUGUCACUGGAUCUCGACUACUUUGGAAAAACUAAUUUCAGUAUGAAGGCAGUCGUAACCUACUGCAAUCUUAGUACUUGUCAAAUAAGGUUUUCCCUACUGCUUUAAAAAUUACAGCUAGGAUAUUUCCUCACAAUCUGAGGAACUUACCUUCAUAUAUUAGAGGUUUCUGCACCUCCGUUAUCACUUUCAUCAUUGCUGUAGAGGAGUAUUUUCAUCAGCUUAUCAACACAAUUUGUUUUACUGAGCACUGUGAACUCUCAAGCCCACCAUCCUUUACAUCCUGAACUUUAAUUUAGCCCAGCGCUCUGUGCGCUUUGGGGCAGACAGAAGUUAUCAUUGACACACAAUCUAAAAUCAAUUUUAAAAACUCAUCACUUUAAAAUGAUCAUGCAAGUGCUUUGAAGCCUGAGCUAAGUCUUCAUGAGCCAUGCAGUUACCUUAAAAAAGUAAUUAGUUAUAGUUACUAGUUACUUCUCCCAAACGUACCUCAGUUAGUAACUGAGUUACUCUGCUAUAAAAAUAACUAGUUAACAGCGAAAGUAACUAUUGCGUUUCUAUUUUUGUUUUUAAAUAUUUCUACAAAUUUUGAUUUUUAUCUAAGAUUUCAAAAGCCAGUUGCAUAAAGUGGAAUUACAUAGACAUGUACUUUACCUCACAUAUACGUUCUUGCCUUUUACCUCAAGGAAAACAAAUUAGUCUGUACUUCCACUUUGAAAACGCAAUUUUUCCCUCCAGACCCGUCAUUGUUGCAGCUUACAUCUGUUAGUUUGCUUGAGCAAGGCUGCCAUGUGCGUUGGUGAUUUGUGUGUAAACUGAACACUGUCUCUGAUUGGCUUACCAUGAAAGCAUACUCUACCUUAGCCAAUCAUCAUCACUUAUGUGAUAGUCUUGCCCCUCACUCUUCCCUUCACCACAGAAAAAAAGCUUAGCUCCUGUGGCUGUGAGCGACAGAUGACAUGAGCUACAAUGAAUAGCUUUAGUUUAUAGCUCGCCCAAUUUAAUUGUCGAUAACGGUAACAGCAUUGUUACGCUGAAAAAAGUAAUUUGUUUGGUUACUCGUUACUGAAAAAAGUAACGCCAUUUAUUUUAACGUCGUUAUUUCCAUCACUGGUAAUAAAUUACUCGUUCUGAUCCUCUUCGUCACUGUCAGCUGUCACCUCAUUGACAGUUUGGCAAACAUAUUUUUAAGACAAACUGGGACUUGAAACUUCCCUCAAUCUCCUUUAGCAAUUAGCCAUUACAUGCAAUUGGAGAUGUGUGGUCCUCCCCUGCUGGAGAAGUGAUAAUGAUGCUGCAUUUAUUGCCGUGGAUUUUAAGAGAUGCGUCCUGCAGCCGCUUGCUGAGCUAUUCUUUUUUAUUAAGCCACAGCAGUAGAAGCAGUACAGGAUUUCAGCUGCUCCACUCAGAGCAUGACAUUAAAUCAUGCAGCUACCUGGCUGAACCAAGGGCUAAGAUAUGUUACCAACAUGAUAACAAACCACAACAAUCAUAGGAGUUUCAGCAUGCUCAGAUACACAGCAGUCAAGGAACUCUCAAGCUCCAUCAUGUACAGUUAUUAGUGUACUGCCCUUUUGCCUCUCCAGAACCCCGCAAAGAACAUAAAUGUCAUGAAUUUUUUUAUGUGAUGGUGCAGUUAGUCAAGUGCGAUGGAGCCCUACUGAUAGACGCAUUCCACUUUGCACUGGGGCGAAGGUGGAAUGCAGCUCUCCUUAAUACACCUGUUCUUGUGCUACCUUUUCAGCUCAAAUGUCUACUAAAUAGACGUAUUGGUCAAAUUUAUAGUAUAGGGCAAUGAAGAUGCCAUACAGUUGAGAACAAAUCUUACUUGGGUAGUAGUAAAUGACAUAAAACUCAAGAAACAUGAAGUUUAACUGAAGUAAGAAUUACUUCCGUUAAAUUUAAUUGGUAUACAACAAAUCCACAUUAUAUUUCAUUUAAACUGUUCACGUAACAGCAACAAACAAAUGAUGUCCUCAUUUUGUCAUUAAUGGUGAGAGUUUUAACUGAUGUAAGUUGUUAAAAUUCUUAGCUUCAUGAGUAAAAAAGAAAAACAAGUUGUAUUGCAUUUGCCACAGUUUUCCAUUUGUUUCCAACAAAUAUCCACUCAGGCUGUAGCUUCUACCAGUGUAAGCAUAAAAAAUGAACUGUUCUUUAUCCAAAGUCAAAACAAAAAAAUGUCUUUCUUGAAUUGCUUGAGGCUGAGAAAAUGCAAUACAAUUACAGCUGGGAUGAAAACCCUUAUAAUAUAAUAAACACCAAAUCACACAUACUAAUAAGAUGUAGUUUAAUCAGAUAACUCUGUUGAUAUUAAGUAUUUUUCUACACAAGCUAGUCAUUUCUUUAGUUUUAGUAAAAGAAAGAGGGCUUCAAGCAGUUCUAAUGCAUAUAUCACACUCAGUUUUGUAGGUUUCUUCAUCUCGUUCCUCCUCCUUGCUUGAAAAGAACACGUGUCUGUUAAAGCAUACAAACUCUUGUAUUUAGUAGGAUAGCUAAGAAACUGCAAAACAGUUAUUAAAACUUUAGUAAACUGUUACAAGACAAUAAGCUUUUACAUCAAAAUGAUAGACAAUCUCCAUAGACAAUCCUCCAAUAUUUAAAUAACUGAAUACCAUUUAGAAGAUGCUGCUUUUCAAAUAAAUUACUAAUGCAAUAUUGGCAUGUGCAACAUCGCCAGAUUUUAAAACUAAUGCUUAAAUGCAAAAAUAUUUUUUAAAAAUACAUUAAGAAACACAUAUUCUCAUAGUAACACUGGCAGUGGUAGGGCUGAAGUUAAUUGUAAACCAAUUUCAAGCUACGCUAAUCCCAUUAAGCUAUUGAUCCAAGUCUGAACAGACCACAUCCUUACACUUUAAAAUCUGCUGGGUUAAAAACAACCCAAUUAAGAUUAUGCUGCCAACUCUGUCCUGGGUUAAAUAUGGUCUGAUCCAAUGCUGGGUUGAUCAAAUGCACCAGGGUUUGGUUAUAGGUCUGAAUUAUCAAACCAAAAACCAGAAGUUACCAACUCAUCAUUAAUGAAAGUAGUUUGUGACCAUCCAAAAUGUUGCUAUUACAUCAUCACCUAAUUUGCCAUAUAAUUGUAAUAGGUAUUGUAGGAGAGAGGAAAAGCACUGAGAACAAAUGAGCAAAAUACUAGAGUAAGGACAAUAGUGUUAGAUGAUAAAUGUUAAAUUUGUAGCCGGAUGCAUUAAAAGAAACAGCUAAAUAACAAGAAAAUCACACCGAUGGCAAACACUACCCAAAUAUCAGUUAAAGAAAGCCUGUCUAUAUUGACUCUGUGACUGAUUGUUUGUUAAAAGUGUGGACGUUGACAUAGCACUAGCUAGUGCUAAUUACUUAGCAGUUAAAAGGCUAAUGUAAUCCUAAAUGAACAAAGGCAUUCUCUAGUGUGAACUAAAGUCAUUAGUUUAAACUAAAUACAUUAAUACAGCAUCUUUUUGUCAUCUUACCAUUUCUUAUUUAAUCCUGUGGAAGAGAUUCAGAGAAGUCUGAUUAGGUCGUUGUAUAAUUAAAAAUUAUGCUUUGUGAAGAGUGAUGAGGUUCCUUCUAGUUUCUUCUCUAAAUGUCCUAAAAGGGUUACAGUUUUUGACCCAAUAUUUGGUUUAAACAACCCAAGUUCUGUCUGAGCAGCAAUAACCUAUGGGGUGCAGUCAAAAAGUGACAAAAGUAUUUUGAGUUAUUUAGCCUGUCAUCAGAUUUUCACCAUCUCAUUCAUAGAUGUAUAAAUGUCUCAAGCUAAAUACUUAGCUGCUAACUAAAUAUUUAGCUCCAAAUUAAAUAUUUAGUUGACAAACUAACAUUAACUUCCAUGUCAAAAAUUUAGCUUACAAACAAAAUAUUUAGUUUAACUAACAAAAUAAAUAUUAAGUUAUACAACUAAAUAUUUAGCUUGCUAAUUAAAUAUUUAGCUUGUAAGAAAAACCAUUCAAUUUUCUAAUUAAAUAUUUAGUUUGGAACUAAAUAUUUAGCUUACAAAAUAAAUAUUAAGUUAGAAAACAAAAUAUUUAGCUUGCUAGCUAAAUAUUUAGUUUGUACCUAAGUAUUUAGCCUGUUAACUAAAUAUUUUGUUUGGAACUAUGACAUUUAUAAAUAUAUGAAUGACAUGGUGAAAAUAUGACUUUGAGAAAAUAACCCCCAUUUUGUUUUUAUCUUUGCUGUCAAUGUUUGACUGUGUAGCUUUAUAAAUGGCUCCCAAUAAUAACCCAGCAGUUUUUUGUUUGUAGUAAGGGGAUUGAUAAUAAUAAAUAAAAAAAUACUAUCAAAUGCAUUUCUAAUUUAGAACAAACAUUCUUACCUGCAGCUCUGUAUAGAAAAAGACUGGCCUGGCUGUCUUCUGCAUGCAUGUAGAAAGCAAGCACCUGUAAACUAAAUGUUAGUGGGUUUAUUGAUGACUGAAAAAUCCAACAGCAGGCUGAGUGGAGGGGUUUAUAGUUUAUAGUUCACGAAUACUGCGCAAGGACACAAGGAAGGUGAUGAUCUCAUUGUAGCUGCUUGUGCCAGACAGGAAGGCUUUCAAUAGAGCUUUGCUUCAAGAGGAGACCCGAACUCUGCAAAGUAUACCUGUGGCUAUAAAAUAAAUACCUUGAGCUCAAUAAAUUGAGAGUAGUGUGCAUGUUAACUUCCAUCCUAUCCUUAAAAGUUGAUAAAAAUACAGUACUGUAAAUUAAAAUGCAUUUUUCAGAUGUUUUCUGAAAAACAAUAUUGUGCCUCAACCUUUAAAUACUUGCUUGAAGCAAUAUAUUUUAACCGGGUAUUCUGGACUCUUUAAGAAGAUGUAUAUUUUUGUGUAUGUUUAAUCAAAAUCGGAUGAGUACUCCACAUUGUUCAUGCAAGAGCAACAGCAAAAACAAAAACAAACAGCACAAAAAAGAGACUUCAUGUGAUAUUGUCAGUGGAGGACUACCAACAGGUCUGCUCUGUUUUAUUUUAUAUUUUCUCGUUUUUGUGACUGCUUCCAUGUUACAAACAUCCAAAAAUUACUUCAAAAUGCUUGUUUGGGCAUGGCUAAAAGGUAAAGCUUUAAUGCUCCAGCUAAAGGGAGAAUAAAUGGUGACAGGAUGAUUUGCUUUGGCUCAGUUUGAUUGACAUCAUACACAGCCAUGCAUCCUGAAAAUCAUCUAAAUUGCAAGAAACAAUUAAAGAAAAAAGGUAGGGGCACCUAUUCAACACACAAUUGUGCCAAGUCCGUACUGUGUGCACAUACAUAAGAAGCAAUAGAAUGUUCAAGGUGCGACUGAAAGAUAAAGAAGUAAUUAUUUUUUAUGACCCUCCUGUGCCCCCUUUCUAUUGCCCCCUGGGGUAACCCAUUUCUAAACCACCACUGGAUGCUGUCACUGCUGGCAACCCUUUCAGUUAAUCAAACAUAAAACUUAUUCACUAAUAAAGUAAAGCAAUUAGCCCUUAAGCCUAUUUAUUUAUGUAUUUAAUGUCACUUUAAGGAAGAUUAAUGAUCUUUGCUAGUUAGCUCUUGUUUACUAGGUCAUAGAUCUGUUCAGUUCCCAGUAAGAAAGCCAACUUAAGAUGAUCUUCAAAAAUAAAGACCCUAGAAAGAAACAUGAGACAGAAUGUCCUCUUUUGCAGAGACACUUCACCCGUCAGUAGGAGAAAUGGCUGCAGUCCAAAAGUCCAGUUUUAACAUUAUGGGUUGUGCUGUGACACCGGAAACAUUUAAAAAUAUUUUGCCAAAUUAUAUAGAUUUCAUAGCAAGAGUUAAUCCAAAGUAUGGAGGGUGAGUUUUUUUUAUUAAAAGAUUGGUAUUUGUUUGAAUUGCAUUUCACAAACUCACAUAUUAAGCUUUUAAUAAAGCCGUCAGUGUGUCUGAAUGAGUGUGGCAGUAAACGCCUUUACAUGCAACUCUAUGCAAAUGACAGCAGGACCACUGAUUUACUGUGUCAGUGUUGUAAGAGAUACAGCAGUAGUUACCACAGAUCUGUGAGUUGUGGUGAUGGCAUGCAGACUUGACCCAGAGCCCCUGAACUGGAUCAGAACCUGAGGAGCCUGGGGACUCAGUUUCUUCUCUACCACUGCUCUCUGGACUCAAACAUACAGCUGUAAUGCUCUGGCCUGCACUUAAAUGAAGUUACUGUUUCCAACAUCUUUUCCAUGCAUAUCAACUCUUUGUUCUAAACUAAUAAAGUUUUGAAUAUUA
Messenger RNA from Girardinichthys multiradiatus, 7689 nucleotides. RefSeq names its product sodium channel, voltage-gated, type IV, beta b (gene scn4bb). The transcript is spliced from 6 exons. Lineage: Eukaryota; Metazoa; Chordata; Actinopteri; Cyprinodontiformes; Goodeidae. The coding region runs from base 323 to 1006 and encodes 227 amino acids. Gene Ontology annotation, biological process: regulation of sodium ion transmembrane transporter activity; regulation of ventricular cardiac muscle cell membrane repolarization; cardiac muscle cell action potential involved in contraction. Gene Ontology annotation, molecular function: transmembrane transporter binding; sodium channel regulator activity. Gene Ontology annotation, cellular component: voltage-gated sodium channel complex; membrane. The record is from RefSeq and is a predicted model, not a curated record.